AUGGAGUUUUUCUUGGCCUGCAGCCACGGACCCGUCCAAACAAAGGAUUUCGAGCUUUAUGGCCUUUUUUCGAAAAGGGAACUCGAAGACCCAAGGGCUUCACCAAAAAGAUCGAAGAUUCUUUGUUCCAAAAAUCUCUGGGAGAGAAAUCCUCCUAGGUAACAAUUCAUUUAUUCAAAGAUUUUCGACUAAAAUAAGAGUACUUCAAACCUUUUUUUCGAAAAAUGUUCACCGGGAAAUUUCUACACAAAUCCUCAACGGAAAAAUAAGCCAAGAAAAGUUCUAGCCGGUUAAAAGGUUUUUAGCUCAAAUUCGUGAAAAUUAUAGCCUGGCUAAUGAAAUAAAAGCCGUAGGUUGGUUCAUAGCAGGGAAAAACUGUUUGCACAAGGUGUGCUUGGCAGCGGAGUCUUUGUUUUGCGACCACUCGAAGCAUUGAGCCGUUGCUCUUUUUGCAUUUCCGAUCCACUGAUAUCCCAGGAAUCGCCGCGAAUCUUCGCGGCAAUCGAAUCCCAAUCUCAUUCUCCUUCAUCUUCCACCAAUUGAGUUUCUAUCAUCAAAAAUUGAUAUAGAAGUCACGAAUCUUCAUUCAAAACUAAUAAAAAUCCUCGACUUCUUCAACUCUUUUGGGCCUCAUUUCACCUGAGCGCUGUUUUAAAAUUUUUAACUCAUGGUCCUUGCUUUCUGAGUCAUCGCUAAAGAUGAAAGAGCAAACCUUCCUUUGAUCAUCUUACAAGUAAAUAGUUAUCAUCUUAGUUUUUCUGAAACCUCUUAUCAAAAAUUCUUUUUUAAAAAAAAUUUAAUAUUUUUUUGAAUCGAAAGGACAAAAAAAUGAAAAAAACUUGAACAAAUCAAAUUUUUUUUCGAUAUCAAAAGCGCCUUUUUUAACUUGUUGGUUCUUGUAUGAAAUUCAAUCACAAAACCAUUUUAUUGCUUUUAUUUCCGCUUAUUUCUGCAAAUAUCGUUCUUGCUGCUUUUCCGAUUCCCACUGUAAUUUGGACCUGUGAAAGGUUUUGAUGUAGGAGCUUAGGCUUUUAUUUAUCCCAGAAGUCACUAAGUUUUUUUUUGUUUUUCUGACCCUUGUAAAAAAAACUUAUUUCUAAUUUCCAGCUCCAUUAUUGGCCAGCAACCCAUCAACGCCUAUUUGACAUUACCAAAAAACACUCAGCCGGUUUUUUUCUGGACAGCCAGAAGCUGAUUGGGGAAAAAAGCCUUGGCGUCUUCCAGCCUCAGAUUUUUCUUCCUUCUUCAAACUUUUCUUCCUCCAGCUCUUUCCUUUCCCGUAACUAAACGUAGGGAACCUUGCAAAUCCUUCUAAUUUCUUGCAGUCAGCCUCCUUGAAACCCAAGAGUCCACGGCCAAUUUUCUCAUUUCCUUGAAACGCGGGUCUUUCUAUAUAUAUAACAGAACAACUCGGACAACUGAGCCACAGACGAAUUCUUCUGGAAAAUUAUCGUUCAGGUUUUCUCUGUUUCAUCUUCUUCAAUUCGAAGCAGUCUGCGCUCUCUACUCCUACACAGGCUUAGUCACUGAUCUUGCAUUACGAAAUUUAAAAAAAUUACAGAAUAAAAAGAUUUUGACAAAAAAUAGCUUCUAGGCACAGCUUUGAAUGUAUUAGUGAAACAUAGAAGUUCUUGUUUUUUCCUAAAAAGUGGAGAUCGUAAUUAAUUACUCAUAAGAUAUAAUAUAAAUAACCUUCAAUAAUAAUUAAGAAUAGAAAUCUAAAAAAGGUUUUUUUUUUCCACUGGAGUAGACAUUUGGCUUUUUUCAUGGAUAUCUUGUCUACAGUUUUUGAAAGUCUCCUCUUUUGUUCUUCUUUUUUUACAGCAGCGACUUUUCUUUUUGCUGUCUUUCCUGAAAUACUUAUAGCGACGUCGUCGUUCGUUUCCCGAUUUGUCGAAUUUCCUCCAUGUUCCUUUUUUUCGCGCUUCUGCCACGUGAGAGAAAAGACAAAAAAGUGUGGCGAACAGGCCAACACACAGCGGAGAAGGCGGAAAAAACGGAGAGCUGAAGAAAUAACGCCUGGCUGAGCAUUCCCGCUUCAUUCGUUAAUUGCGCGCUUCGGUUCAACGGCGGCACUUGCGAGCUCCUACUUCCCGUCCGGCAUCAGCUCAGGUACGUCAAAGUCGACUCAGCACUCCUCAUCAACCGGGAGGCGAAGUCAGUCAGACUGAAGCAUAACCUGAAAAGUAGGUCUUCCCGACAGAUCCAGAAUUCGUUUAGAAAAGAAAUACAAAUUAAUUCAAUACGAACUGGUCUAGUAAAAUCCUAGCCAGUGAGGGUUGUUUUGAAAAAAUCAUCUCUAGUCAAAUCGCUUCAAACUGAAAGCUCGCCAAGAAUGGUUCUACACGUCUCAAUACUCAAAACGACUCGCGCAGCCGCAUCAAAACUAUGAAAACUUUUGAAUCGCUAAAUUUAAAUUGGAUGAAUACCGCGACGUCUUGAGUCAUUCUACGAAUGAUCAUACUAAUUCUAGCGUUGGCUUCUGUAGCUAAUACUUCUUUCCCACGAUAUAGCUACGACUUUAAACAAAAAUGGCUGCUUUUUACAUCAAGCCGUAUUGAACUUUGUCUUAUUCAAGCCGGUUUUGGGUUAACCUUUUUUUUCGAAAAAGGUUUCUUCGAAUUGGAAAGAAUGGUUCCGAUUGGGGAAAAUGAAUAAUUUUUCUGCGUUUGGAGGUUAUGGCCCAGAGUUUUCAGAUGCUUUAAUCUUAGGUGGAAGGAUUUGAUUCUAAUAGAAAGCUUUGGAGCGGAAAGGACAGAUAUACUAUCAUUAUCAAAUUGUCAGGCAGUUUUGGCCCAGAACGCCUUUGCAGCUUUUCCUUACACAUCUUCUCUGGAGAUCAUUAACAUUGUGUUCUCAGGUGAUAAACUGAACUUAAACACAAGGAAAUGGCGAAGUAGUAUGAAAUAUGAAGAUUCUAGGGCAUGACAUGCUGAGCGUCUCUUCCUGUUUCUGUCACCACAGAGCCAAAGUUAUUUUUUCUUCCUUACUUUUUGCGCUUUAAUCUUUUAUCGGAUACAAAUGUUAAAAAAGGUGGCUAUUUUCAGACGGCGCCGGCGACGACAAUGGCCGUCUUCAAGAAACUAAAGAAGAGCAAAGACAAAAGUGCCCCUUUGCCAGAACCUGAACCUGUCAAGCAACUCGAUAAGCGCGUCGGCAUGGACAGCUAUCGGUUAUUUCGCAAUACUGAAAAAAAGAAAUAGGCAUUCGAAGUUUUCAGAGAUCGCAAUUAAAAAAAACUGAUUCAUUUAUAAAUAUUUUAGGGUAUCAAAAAUAAUUGUAAAAAAAUUACGAUCUGACGACCCUUGCGGUUUGAAGUUCUUCACAGCUAUUUUUGACACCUUGAACCAGGCUUGUGCGUCAGACCGGGCGGCUCGGGCCAGCCUGGCCUGGGCUGUGGGCUUUCAUUUCUGAGAAAAAGCCUGCGCGGGCUCGGGCCAGGCAGGGCUUCGAAAAAAAUUUUGAACUUCAUUUGAAAGUUUUCACCGAAAAAUUAUUUUUACUUGUUGAAUCGUAGUUUCUCAUAACUCAAUGAGAAAAAAUAAGAGAAAACAUCACUUUUAUCGUAAAAAAGCCGAAAAAUACGACUUGAAGUAAAUUUGAGCUUUUUGGACCGGGCCGGCCAUUUUUGAAACCUUCCUAAGGCCGGGCCGGGGCUGUUAGGCGGACGGGCGGCCCUCGCUUUCAAAAACCAGUUAUUGAAUUUAAAUUAUGCUAUUCUAAGAUUAGUUUCUAUGUGACGCAUGUCGCAGUAAAAUAACCUGGCCAUACAAUGUUAAUCUUCAAAUUUUCAGAGACUUCUUCACUCUCAAGAACUACUGGAAAGCGGUUGAUCGAAAAAGGCAGGACUCGGCCCAAAUAUUCUUCAGCAAGUUCGUUAAUACCUUUUUCAAUUGAUCUUCUUGGUUCUUCCUUGUAAAGAACCUUCUAAAAAAACGAGUAACGGCCCCGCUUUUUGUCAGCAUCAUAACGUAAUAGACUUAUAUCAACGUGAGAACGUAUUUCAUUGCUCUUUGAGUUCAUACCUCCGACAAAUACAAAAUUAGGUAGACGGGAAAAGACUCGUGUGCAGGGAAAAGCCUAAUUGCCGCUUCGGAAACAAUUUCCUCCCAUUCUCCCUUUUUUCAAUCGAAUGGAGCAACGAAGUCAGAAAUCGGUGGAAAAGAGAGAUAGACCUUUUGAAAAGGUGAUAUCUUCUGACUCAUAGGUAGGUGAGAGAGAGGAGUUUUUGCGGCUAAGCCUUUACAGAGGCUCGCGCCGAAAACCUCAAGCCUGACAAAAACUUCCGAUUCCUUUUACCGCCUCUGAUAAAGACCCUCGGACUAUGACAGAUCCUAGAAAAGAGAAACGAAUUAAAGCGAAUUUUCCUGAGGGCGCAAGACUUGCGUCACACAAUAUAUAUCUCUCUCACAUGCCAAGGCGCCGUUUCCAAUGGCGAUACGAGAACGAAGGGGCGGCGCCGCCACCUCAAAGACGUCGCCGUCGCCAUCCACACUCGCGAGCUGAUUCGCGACUUCUAGAGCAGCCGGAUGUUCGGCAAGCCCAGCGAAGCGACAGUCUCAUCGCAGUCAAGCCAAACCAAUGGGUUCCGGGGCCUCCAAGGACGUGAAGAAACCGCCGCCGCCUCCAGAAGAAGAAGCUCCGCCGCAACUCGACGCUCGACUGCCUUAUCCAAACUUUCGAGAACUGUUCACGUUGAAAAACUAUUGGAAGACGGUUAGGAGGAACGACAAGGACUGCGGGAAGUUCAUGCUUGCCAAGUGAGUCUGACCAAGAUCUUGGUUGUCUUGUCCCAUCAACAAGGUAUUUUUCAGCUGUUUCUUCGCUUUUUCUUCGUCUUCAAUUUUCUUUGUCCUUAUUUUUUCUCAUAAACGUUCUAAACGUCAUCUGCCACCGUUUAAAGUUGAUUCAGAAGCAUUCAGAAAGUUUUUUUCUUUGCUUUCUUAAGUUAUGAACAAACUUCAAAACGAUAAUUAUGAAUACUUUAUCGCACUUGAUGUUGGUUAUUAAACGAAAUAAUUCUCAAGCUCCAGAUAAAACUGAGAGUGAGAAAAAUAAUUUUGCUAUAGUUUGAUUUCAUUUGGGAAGUAACAAAAGCGAUUUGCUAUUCUGGGAAUAUGUAAUUUUUUUUUGAUGUUGAAACUCUGACAAAUUUUUCUUGAUAACAGGUUGAAAGUUAAAAAAAGAAACAUUUACUGAGUUUGCUCACUUGAAGUUUGGCGAGAAAAGGAGAGAAAAAAGAGCGGAAGAAGACUUUAUCGUUCAACUCUCAAACUGAUUAAAAUUACUCCUGCGGUUUUUUUCCUUCCACCAGCAGAAAUCGGAAAGCCCCUCUAUCAAUUAACCUGGAUUGAACGGUCAUCGAGCAAUGCCAAAGGUUCAGUUGGCUGGGAAAUCUGAGUGAAACAGUUAUCCCAUCGAUGGGAACUUCUCAUGAGGCCUAUUUUCGGAAAAAAAAAGCGACGGGUCUCAUGUGACGCGACCUUGCAGGUACCUGCACGACUUUCCGGAGAACAAGCCGCUCUACAGUAAGCUGAAGAACGUCGACGCGGCUACGGUAGACGCCUCGUGCAGCGACCCCGCCUUCGAGACCAUGUCCGCCAACUACCUCAAGGUUGGUUUGACCCAACUUUUCCCAGUUGUGAGGCUCGUAGAGCUCAUCUUCAGAUCCAGAGAAAAACACUAAAACAUAUAUUUUCUUUAUUAGGAGCUUUCAAGAAAGCAACUACUCGAAUUUGAAAAUUGUCUUUUUUAACUAUUUCCAUUUCUGGCACGCAAACAUGUUUAUGAUGAGAAAUCCAAAGGUUGACGUUUAAACGCAGGAAAAUAUGUGUUUUGAUACUCGCAACAGAUUGCCGGAGUUUUCAAGAAAGCAUAUACAUAUUCAACCCAGGUUGUACACAUAUAAAUCUCUUCUCUACGCAAAUGUAAGCAAAUUCGGAAGCUUUCAGAAUUUCGCGCCUGAGCCUCUUCUUUUCAAAUUUUUAAUUUUCCACUAUGGAAUGAAAGUAUGCAAUUUUUUUUUCUUCACUUCCUGAUUUUGAAAGAUCGGUCUUUUUUGCUCGAGUGCUACGAAAUUGGAUAAUUCGUAGGACCAACUUCCCAUUAAAUUAAAUUUGAUUUCAGUUCGAAUUCAGCUAAUUGUUUGCGGAAAAUAGAAGAAAAAAAAAAGAAUUCUGUCUCGUCGGCCAAUUAAAAUAUUUUCACGUCAAAACAUUUCAAAGUUAAUCAAAGAUCUAAAAAAACAUUUCUUUUAAAAAUUUCAUCUGUCAAAUAUCAAAAAGCUGAAUGACGGAAUAACAUUCACGUGAGGUCAUUCAUUUAAGGAUAAUAUUGAAAAAAAAAUCCAACCGCAAAUGUCUUGAUGAAGAAUUUCAGGUCUUCGAUGACGUCAUAUCAGCAGUCGAGGAAAAGCCAGGAGACGUCCAACAAGCCUGCGACAGACUCACCUCCGUCGGCAAAAUGCAUCGAACCAAGGUUUUCAGCUUCUUCUUCUUUUUCUUCUUCUUCUUCACUUCUUUUUGGGUUCUCGAAAAAAGAUUUGAAUUCAGGUGAGCGGCAUGCAGGCGACGUCUUUCCAGAACAUGGAGGAGCCGUUCGUUCACAUGGUGAAAAAUAUCCUGCAGGACAGGUUCAACGAAAAAGCCGAGACUUUAUUUCGGAAAUUCUUCCAGUUCUGCCUCAAGUUCUUACUAGAGGGAUUUAAUAGUUAGGCUUUUUUAUCCAUUCCCCUUGUUCUUGAGCGGUUUUCAACGGGUUCCUGGCGAUUAGAAGCGCAAAAAAAGUGCAAAACGUUGAAUUGCGUAGUACAAAAAAGGAGGUCUCGCCGAACCCCGCAGAAUGCCCCUGCAAGUCCCAUUCCGGAUGCAAUUUCCUCUCGACGGGUCUCAGUUCUGUACAUUGCGAUCCACUGUCUUUUCCUCUUGCUCCAUUCUUCAGUUUUCCAAAUAUUGUACACCCAGGUCAUUAUAUUUCUUUUUCUUGUUAUCGGUAUUUGACUUCUCGUAAACGUUCAAGACAGUAUUACGCAGGACCUUUUUGGCCUGAUAAAAAUGUAUUAUUUAUUUUCAAGGGCUUUGGGAGCAGAAGAGUUUUUAGAAAUAUUUAUUGUUAUCUGAAGUCAAAAGUCCUUUAUCCUGAGAUUUUGUCAACCGAGCAUCUUUGUUCUUCCGAGGCUCAAAGCCUUCAUGGAUAAGCGGCAACGAAAAAAAAACCACGAGUAGUCAGAUUUAUUCAUAUUUAUAUUAAAAAAUUUCUCUUCCUUAAUUUUUUUCCCCGUUAUUUUUUACUUCCUCAAUAUUCUCAUAUGAAUAUCGGUCUGGUGUUUUCGUUUUCAAAAGGCAAAUAAAAGUGGAAAUAAAAGUCCAUUUCUGAUGCAUAGUCCAGAGGAAUAGUUCUAUAGACAAUGCGGGAUUAGCCUUGAAAGGCGAAGAAUCUCGCGUCGUUUGACGCAAGUUUCCCAUCCAAUACUUUUUUCGCCAUCAAAGCUGAGCGCGAGAAAAUAAAAAUACCUCUCGAAUAGUUUGGAAAAAUGGAGAGAAUUCGAGUCUGGCUGAGAAGGUUCUUUUUCCGAUAAAAAGUUAUAUUUGGAAUAAAAAAGAGUUAAAAGGCCAAUUUUUUGGUUAUAUUUGUCGUUUGCAGUUUGGAGCAAGAGCGGUAGAUCAAAUACAGAGUUCGCAAAAGAUGAAAGGCAAAAUGCAUUCGAAAGAAAUGGCCAAUUAUAUUCGAAAAAAGUAAUUUCCUGCGGAUUAAAAUUUUUGUGACACGCGGAAAUCGAGAUGAGUAGAAUUGCAACCAAUACAAUAAAGGGACGCAAAAAAAGCAAGACCAAAAUGGUCGGGGCGUGAAAAUCGCGGUUUUGGGGUCAGCGGACGCGGGACGACGACAUCUGAAUCGCACGAAAUCCACUUUUCUUCCUCCCCAAACAUCGGAUUAACUCGUUUUGCUUCUUCAAUUGUAUCUUUCCAUACAUCUUGCGUCGGAGCGUUCAAAGAUUUAUUUUUCUUGUUUCGAGAAUACCAAUUUUUCUGGGGUUGAGUAGCUUAGUUCAAGCUACACACAUGCUUUUUUUCACCUAUUAUUAGGGAACGUGUUGGAAAUAGUCUGUUUUUUUUGUGCUCAAAUCCCCCAUAAAUUGGGGUGAAAAUUUUUGUCUUGAUGUGUUUGAAAUGACAUUAAAAAAUUCGAGAAAAAACCCAAGACCUGAGGCUAUAAUAAUCAUUAUUUCGAAAAAUUAGAAAAAGGAACUAGGCUGCGUCAUCGAAACAAGACAAUGAACAGCGUUUGAUUCCUCGAACAUACAGUAAGAAAUAGAAUAAAGAACAUUGCGAAAAUUUGAUUUCCUUCUUGCUUCAUUUAUAUUCGUCCAUAGAGUUCAUUUUUUGAGAAUAAAAAAGUUCGAACUUUUUUCUAGGAUGGGAAAAACACUGAAACUUGCGAAAGUCGAGAACUGUUCUAGAAUUUUACCCGGCGAGGAGCGAAUCCACGAAAGCAUCCUCGUUGAAAGUGAGUUGUAAAGUUUAAAAAAUUUGUCCCAAACUUCCAAUUAUAAGACAUAGAUGCACCAAAAACGGAGCACAAUUUACCUUCUAGCAGAGUUAAGUCUUGCUCUCUGUGGAUCGAAUUGAACAAUAAUUGGAAGGACGGAAAACAAAAACUGAAACAACUUGUACAUUCAGAACCCAUCACCUCUACGCCGGACGGGGUCGUCAAGACUAUCUACGACGCUUUUCUCCGCAGCGUCGAGACCAAUUCUGAUGGCGCCUUGUACGGAGAGAUCGUCGACGGCAACUUCGAAUGGACGACCUACGCGGAAAGUCUUCAAGAAGCUCGCGCCAUCGGAUCUGGUCUUGUCGCUCUCGGAGUGAAACCUGGGUCACUCGUUGGCAUCGCAGGUAGAGUAAGGGAUCUUCUACUUCGCAGGAAAGGGGACUAAGAAAAAAUCAGUAGACUUUUUACAAAACGCAAAAAUCUCUCAUUCUCAAAAAGAAAAAAUAAAAGAUCAAAAAAGGAGGGCGUUAUCAGGAAUACAAUCCCGACGAUACAUGCACGCGAUGCACGGAUUGAUGUCUUACAGUAUGCCAAUCGUACCGCUCUAUCACAACUCCAAGCUCCAAAUCCUAUGGUAUUUUUUUUUCCAGAAAUGACUCUCGAUAUAAUUCUUUUCAACUUCAGCGAAAUAAUAGAAAAUUGCAAACUGAAUGCCGUGUUCUGCGACAAUCAAAAAAGAGCCAACGACUUCCUCGAGGCCAAAGUUAAUGGCUCUCUGGCGUCAUUAGACACCAUCAUACUCCUUAACGAUUCUGAAGUCAUAAAUGAUGACGGCAGCGGAGUGAAAGUGAAUCAACUCUCAAAUUCCGAAGUCUAGGAUGAUUUUAAGGUGAUGACCUACCAAGAGCUCAAAGAGCUGGGAACAGAAAAGAGAAGAGAGACGGUUCCGCCUUCGCCAGAAUCAAUCUACGUCAUUUGUCACACCAGCGGGACUACUGGUACCUUGAAAACUUGAUGAAGCUUUCAAAUUUUAUUUUAAAAAUUUUAGGUCGCCCGAAAGGAGUAGAAAUGUCACAUUCGGCCUUGUUAGCUGCGGUCGCUGGAAUUCUCACUUCUUGGUUGACGCCUCCUAACAAGUUUGUUCCACCCAAUGUAAAGUAACAAAAGUAUGAUUGAAGCUGGACGUUUGGAAAAGAUGACGUCUACUUCAGUUUUCUUUCCCUGGCUCACAUCUACGAGCAUCUGAUGCAGGUAGACUGAAAGAAAAAAAACUAAUCAAACUAAUUCUUUUUUUUAUAGACUUUCACUAUCUACGUCGGUGGGAGCAUCGGCGUUUAUAGCGGUGACGUCUCCAAACUCAUCGCCGAAAUACAAGUAAAUUUGAAACUCUUUGAAUAUGCUGUGAAAACAAACUUUUCCAGCUUCUUCAACCAACAAUACUAUCUCUAGUUCCACGCCUACUCAACAAACUAUACGAAGCUAUUCAUUCUGGAAUCCAGAAAAAGAACAUUCUUGCCAAGAUCGUAUUCCGAUUCGCUGAAAACGUUAGCUCGAGAAUCUUUCGAAAACAAAGGUCGUUUUCAGAGGAAACUCAAGUAUCUCAGGAAAAAUGAGGUUCGAUUUGACACAAUCUACGAUAAAAUCGUUUUCAAGAAGGUCAGAACCGGAUGAAAAUAAUUUUAGAUGUAUUGAGACUGUUUAGAUAAGUCAGAUGAUCGGCGGACGGGUGAAAGUUCUGACAAGCGGCGGGGCGCCACUGACCGCAGAAGUGAAAGAUUUCACGCGGAUCGCCUACGGCUGUCCUUUUGUUGAAGGGUCAGUAUCGAUACGCAGAGCUGCUGACCAGACCGGGGCGACCCGGGCCGCCCCGCGAAGCGGCCACAUUGUUAGAAGAUUUCUCCACAGUUACUCAAUGACAUUAAUUAAUUUUCAUUUUCUUCGACCAAUAGAUCUAUUUAUUAGUCGUUACUCUGAAUUUUUUCACUUAAACUUCAUUUUUACUUAUCUACCCAACGGGGCGCGGCGCCCCGUCAGCAGCACUUUCGAAACGUUUACAAAAAUUGAUGUAAUAAGAACUGUUCAAAAAGAAAUUUUAGGUACGGCCAAACGGAGUGUAGCGCUGCCGGUACUUUAACACUUCCGUCAGACACCUCAAACGGAAAUGUCGGUGGACCUUCUCCAUGGGCUCAGAUCAAACUAAUCGACGCUCCCGAGCAGAAUUACUUUUCAGAAAAGGAUGAAGGUGAACAAAGAUUUCAGACUGAAAAGAAUUGUCAAAAAAUUACAGGGGAGAUCUGUUUCCGCGGAGCCGCACUUAUGACACAGUACUACCAAGACGAGGAGCUCACCCACAAGGCUAUUGAUAGCGAAGUUAGUUCGAAAUUGUUUUCUCUGUGAAUCAGAGAUAGGAAACUAUCUCGAAUAGAAAAAAAUAUAUAGGUUCACUCACUGCCUUCAAUGUUUUUUGUUUUAUGGUUAGACAGACAGCUUAGUGAGACGCCAAAAAAACUAAAUAAAUAUAAUCAAGAUUAUUUGGAAAAAAACAUCUGACGUAUUUUUUUAAAUACGUCUCUUUAAAAUUUCUUUGAUUCUGCAAAAAUGUUGUGGAGCUAUGAAUAUAUGCAAAUGGGUCAGGGAUGGCUGCACACGGGAGAUAUCGGCCGCUGGCUGCCCAACGGAACUUUGCAAAUCGUCGACCGGAAAAACGCGCUGUUCAAGCUUGCCCAGGGAGAUUUCGUCUCUCCUGAACAAAUCGAAGCCGUUUACACCAAUUCUCCCCUCAUCACACAGCUCUACGUCACUGGUUCUGCCGAAAGAUCGUUUCUGGUCGGCGUCGCCGUCGUCAAUGUCGACACCUUACAAGCCUUCCUUCAAAAGAAACCACAGGUUUACAUUCAAAGUGGACUUUUCAAAGAUUAUGAAGAUUCAGUAAAUUCAAUACAAGAGAACGUAAGUCACAGGGGUCUAAACCACAAAAAAUAGCAAAAAUCCUCAACCACCGGAUUAUAUCUGGAAAUUUUUGAAAUUUAAGACACGAAAUUUUUGUCCCAGCAAACCAUACAUGGGCUAACCAACUACUUUUUGUGACGUCAUCACGUACCCCCCUUGAAAAAGUACGUACUCCCCUCGAAAAAACGUACCCCCCCCCGCGGAUGACUAUCAAUGUGAAAUGAUUAUUAAAGUUAAUAUAAGAAUUGAAUGAGACUAUUAUCUUAUUUCGCGGGCUUUUGGAAGUAUAUUCAGCUAGGUGUCAACACUGCAAAAACAGAAAUAUUUCAACUUUUUAGCGUAGACCCCCGAAAUCCGAAAAAUCGAUCUGUUUUCAAUGUUAUCCUACAUUAUGAAUCGAGUUUUUAUGAUCUGGCAGAGUUUCAGACCUUCUGGAUGAGUUUUUAAGGAAAAAUAGAUUUUUUUGGACCACCGGGAAGGGAUAUUUUGAAAUUUUGAAUUUUUUGGCUCAAAAUCAAUAUUGAUCUUGAGUUAACUCUAAAUAAGGUAUAUCCUCCAAAUUUCCAACCUUCCGGACGUUUUUUGACCAAGUUACAGUGUUUCAAAGUGUUUUCACUUGACGGUUUGCGUACCCCCCGUACCCCCCCAAAAUCGGAAAAUCGAUCUGUUUUCAAUGUUAUUCCACAUUAUAAAGGGAGUUUUAUGAUCUGGCCAAGUUUCAGGCCGUUGGGAUGAGUUUUAAGGAAAAAUAGAUUUUUUUGGACCACCGGGAAGGGAUAUUUUGAAAUUUUUGAAUUUUUUUGGCUCAAAAAUCAAUAUUAAUCUUGAGUUAACUCUAAAUAAGGUAUAUCCUCCAAAUUUCCAACCUUCCGGACGUUUUUUUGACCAAGUUACAGUGUUUCAAAGUGUUAUCACUUGACGGUUUGCGUACCCCCCGUACUCCCCCAAAAAUCGGAAAAAUCGAUCUGUUUUCAAUGUUAUUCCACAUUAUAAAGGGAGUUUUAUGAUCUGGCCAAGUUUCAGGCCGUUGGGAUGAGUUUUAAGGAAAAAUAGAUUUUUUUGGACCACCGGGAAGGGAUAUUUUGAAAUUUUUGAAUUUUUUUGGCUCAAAAAUCAAUAUUAAACUUGAGUUAACUCUGAAUAAGGUAUAUCCUCCAAAUUUCCAACCUUCCGGACGUUUUUUUUGACCAAGUUACAGUGUUUCAAAGUGUUAUCACUUGACGGUUUGCGUACCCCCCGUACUCCCCCAAAAAUCGGAAAAGUCGAUCUGUUUUCAUUGUUAUUCCACAUUGUAAAGUGAGUUUUAUGAUCUGGCCAAGUUUCAGGACGUUGGGAUGAGUUUUUAAGGAAAAAUAGAUUUUUUUGGACCACCGGGAAGGGAUAUUUUUGAAAUUUUGAAUUUUUUUAGCUCAAAAAUCAAUAUUAAACUUGAGUUAACUCUGAAUAAGGUAUAUCCUCCAAGUUUCCAGGCUUCCGGACGUUUUUUUUGACCAAGUUACAGUGUUUCAAAGUGUUAUCACUUGACGGUUUGCGUACCCCCCGUACUCCCCCAAAAAUCGGAAAAGUCGAUCUGUUUUCAAUGUUAUUCCACAUUAUAAAGGGAGUUUUAUGAUCUGGCCAAGUUUCAGGCCGUUGGGAUGAGUUUUUAAGGAAAAAUAGAUUUUUUUGGACCACCGGGAAGGGAUAUUUUGAAAUUUUGAAUUUUUUUAGCUCAAAAAUCAAUAUUAAACUUGAGUUAACUCUGAAUAAGGUAUAUCCUCCAAGUUUCCAGGCUUCCGGACGUUUUUUGACCAAGUUACAGUGUUUCAAAGUGUUAUCACUUGACGGUUUGCGUACCCCCGUACUCCCCAAAAAUCGGAAAAAUCGAUCUGUUUUUCAAUGUUAUUCCACAUUAUAAAGGGAGUUUUUGUGAUCUGGCCAAGUUUCAGGCCGUUGGGAUGAGUUUUUAAGGAAAAAUAGAUUUUUUUGGACCACCGGGAAGGGAUAUUUUUGAAAUUUUUGAAUUUUUUUGGCUCAAAAAUCAAUAUUAAACUUGAGUUAACUCUAAAUAAGGUAUAUCCUCCAAGUUUCCAGGCUUCCGGACGUUUUUUUGACCAAGUUACAGUGUUUCAAAGUGUUAUCACUUGACGGUUUGCGUACCCCCGUACUCCCCCAAAAAUCGGAAAAAUCGAUCUGUUUUUCAAUGUUAUUCCACAUUAUAAAGGGAGUUUUAUGAUCUGGCCAAGUUUCAGGCCGUUAUGAUGAGUUUCAAGGAAAAAUAAUUUUUUUGGGCCACAGUAGAUGUACAGUACUGGCCAUAAAGGUAUUUCAAAGUGGUAAUUCGAGCAUAACUUCUCUGAAAGUGGCUCAAAUGACUUGAAACGUUGAAAAAAUUUUAAAUAACUACGCAGUAACUUUUUCCCAAAAGAAAAACUCAUUUGCUCAAGUAAAACCGGAUUUGAGAGCAAAAAACCAAAAGUCGUGAAAAUGAAGAUUUUUUUCUUGAGAUUCGAAAAAUCAUAUCUUCGAAGAAACUCCGAUUUGAAAUCAGAAACUUUUUUUCCCGGUAAAACAAGUCUUCGACUUCCCAAAAAACCUAAUCAGCCCCCUAUCAACCCGAUAGCAAGAGCGUAGUGACUUUUUUUCUUUGAAGGCCUUUUUUUCUUUUUGACGCCUCGUCAUUCAGAUGGACUAUACGAGGUCAUUUUUUUUUUUAGAACAUCAUGUUUCCUGUUGAAAAACUUCGAAAUGCCCUCAAGAAUAGUUUCAUAUCGUUUUCUUAAGCUUUGUCACUAUAUCCUCUCUCCAGAACUCGCUUACUUCAUUAGGUCUGAUUUUUAAAAAGCUCGGAUUUAAAACAGUUUUUUUCUGGACUUACGGGCAUUCAAAGCAGUUUUUUUAUCUGAUCAAUCGCUUUUCAAUCGUGAUAUCGAGAAUAAAUAAUGAGCCAAAUUGCAGUCUCCCACUUCCUGAAGACUGCUAAUUUUUUUUGCUGAAGCAUUAGUUUCACAAGAUCAAAAAAACUUAUUUUCCCAUAAAGUUUGAAGAAACGUUUUUACAAUGCCUAUUUUUUUGACCUGAGAGCUAGAAAGAGGAGUUACAAAUUUAUCUAAUGAUCUUAAACGUUUAAAAAAAUUUUUUUAAAAAAAGGGGUUUUUUUAUCAUAUUUCACAAGAUUUAGAGCCUUCUAAGCAACACUUGCUAAAAACGAAGUUUUGAGAACUUUAAGAAACUCAGUAUAACUCACUAUAUCUUUUGAAUAGGUAAGCGAAACACAGUGAAUCUUUUUAUUCUUAUUCAUAAAGGUUCUGAAAAAAAGCUUUGGAAUCUGAAAUAAGAAAUUGAGAAUGUUCUGAUUUUGAAAAAAACGAGCAGAACCGCUCCAAAUCAGAGGUUUCAAAAAUCAGACCUAGUGAAGUAAGCGAGUUCUGGGCAGAGGAACAGUGACAAAGCUCAAGAAAAACAGUAUAAAAACUAUUUUUUUGAGGGUGUUUUGAAGUUUUUUUCAACAUGAAACAUGGUGUUCUCAAACAAAAAAAUGACCUCGUAUAGUCCAUUUGAAUAACGAUGCGUCAAAAACACAAAAGGCCUUCCAAAGAAAAAAAGUCACUACGCUCUUACUAUCGGGUUGGUAAGGGGCUGGUUGAACUUUUUGGAAAGCCGAAGUCUUGUUUUUACCGGGAAAAAAAGUUUCUGAUUUCAAAUCGAAGUUUCUUCGAAGAUAUGAUUUUUUUCGAAUCUCAGGAGAAAAAAAUCUUCAUUUCCACGAUUUUUUUGGUUUUUGCUCUAAAAAUCCUGUCUUACUCGAGCAAAUGAGUUCUUCUUUUUGGGGAAAAAAAUUACUGCGUAGUUAUUUAAAAAUUUGUUCAAAGUUUCAAGUCAUUUGAGCCACUUUCAGAGAAGUUAUGCUCGAAUUACCACUUUGAAAUACCUUUAUGGCCAGUACUGUAUGAAUGUAUGCUGAUCACGAUUUUUGCUAGUUUUUUUAAUUGUUAAACUUGUAUUUUUUUAUCGUUCACAUGUGUGGUAACGCCGUAGGGUGAGUUGAAAAAAAUGAGCGUUAGGGUGAAACUUUCUCUAAAUCAAACAUGUUGUAGAACACGAUUUUUUUAGGAUUUUUUUGAAAAACCGAAUAUCAUCACUCAAGCCGUUUUCGAGAUACUGUGGCUCAAAAAAAGGGGUACGGUCGAACCCUUCAAAAAUCUAUAUCUUGACAUAAAAUCGACGAAACUCUUCCAAAGUUUGUAAUAAGGUGCAAUAUAAUCUUAUUCAAUUUUUUUAAAAAAAUCUUAAACCUCAUUUUGCUCAUUAUUGCUCAUAUUACAGAGUUUUUAAAAAAACCACAAAAAAAUACUCUUUAUUGAGUCAAACAUGGAUUAUUCGAAUUUUCCAUCUAACACCCGGAAAUUCCAAAAAAACAUGUGAUUUUUGGGUAAGUUUCCCGAAUAACUUUUUUUAUCUCCUGUUUUUUUGGAUUGAAACUAGCAAAAAUCGUGAUCAACGCGCAUUCUUACAUCCACUAGGUCAUUUGCAAAACGAAACGAGGAAAAAAUUCAAAAUUUCAAAAUAUCCCUUCCCGGUGGUCCAAAAAUCUAUUUUCCUUAAAACUCAUCCCAACGUCCUGAAACUUGGCCAGAUCAUAAAACUCACUUUACAAUGUGGAAUAACAUUGAAAACAGAUCGAUUUUCCGAUUUUGGGGGAGUACGGGGGGGCACGCAAACCGUCAAGUGAUAACACUUUGAAACACUGUAACUUGGUCAAAAAACGUCCGGAAGGUUGGAAAUUUGGAGGAUAUACCUUAUUCAGAGUUAACUCAAGUUUAAUAUUGAUUUUGAGCCAAAAAAUUCAAAAUUUCAAAAUAUCCCUUCCCGGUGGUCCAAAAAUCUAUUUUCCUUAAAACUCAUCCCAACGGCCUGAAACUUGGCCAGAUCAUAAAACUCCCUUUAUAAUGUGGAAUAACAUUGAAAACAGAUCGACUUUCCGAUUUUGGGGGAGUACGGGGGGGUACGCAAACCGUCAAGUGAUAACACUUUGAAACACUGUAACUUGGUCAAAAAACGUCCGGAAGGUUGGAAAUUUGGAGGAUAUACCUUAUUCAGAGUUAACUCAAGUUUAAUAUUGAUUUUGAGCUAAAAAAUUCAAAAUUUCAAAAUAUCCCUUCCCGGUGGUCCAAAAAUCUAUUUUCCUUAAAACUCAUCCCAACGUCCUGAAACUUGGCCAGAUCAUAAAACUCACUUUACAAUGUGGAAUAACAUUGAAAACAGAUCGACUUUCCGAUUUUGGGGGAGUACGGGGGGGUACGCAAACCGUCAAGUGAUAACACUUUGAAACACUGUAACUUGGUCAAAAAACGUCCGGAAGCCUGGAAACUUGGAGGAUAUACCUUAUUCAGAGUUAACUCAAGUUUAAUAUUGAUUUUGAGCCAAAAAAUUCAAAAUUUCAAAAUAUCCCUUCCCGGUGGUCCAAAAAUCUAUUUUCCUUAAAACUCAUCCCAACGUCCUGAAACUUGGCCAGAUCAUAAAACUCACUUUACAAUGUGGAAUAACAAUGAAAACAGAUCGACUUUCCGAUUUUGGGGGAGUACGGGGGGGUACGCAAACCGUCAAGUGAUAACACUUUGAAACACUGUAACUUGGUCAAAAAACGUCCGGAAGGUUGGAAAUUUGGAGGAUAUACCUUAUUCAGAGUUAACUCAAGUUUAAUAUUGAUUUUGAGCCAAAAAAUUCAAAAUUUCAAAAUAUCCCUUCCCGGUGGUCCAAAAAUCUAUUUUCCUUAAAACUCAUCCCAACGGCCUGAAACUUGGCCAGAUCAUAAAACUCCCUUUAUAAUGUGGAAUAACAUUGAAAACAGAUCGAUUUUCCGAUUUUGGGGGAGUACGGGGGGGUACGCAAACCGUCAAGUGAUAACACUUUGAAACACUGUAACUUGGUCAAAAAACGUCCGGAAGCCUGGAAACUUGGAGGAUAUACCUCAUUUAGGGUUAACUCAAAGUUGAUAAUGAUUUUGAGCCAAAAAAUUGUAGAUUUCCAGAAAUCAUUUUCUUAUGGGGUCAGAAGUUGAUUAUUUUUUUCAAUUUUCCAAACGGCUUAAAAUUUGAUGAGCAUGUAUAUAUCAUCCAUUGGUACCAUUUAAACUAGAAUUCAGGUCGAUUAAUCAGCUCUGGAAUUUUUUAUAAGGCUAUUUCUACGAUUCCUCUCGAUUUUUUCUACCGUUUGGAGCUAGGCAAAAAGAUAGGCAACGAAUUUCUCACUAAAUGUACUUUAAAAAGCUCGAUAAAUAAUAUGGAUGCAUUUUCCGCGGCUUAGAAAGCCAUCUGAAUGAAUAGGGGGGCCCGAAAGUGAAAAACAGCCUGUUAGCCCACGUAUGCAGCAAACCUUUCGAAACUUUUUUAUGAAAUCAACUUUGAUGUAAUAUUUGGCAUACAUUUCAUUUAAAGCUCAAAAACCCAUCGCAAAUGGAUGAAGAAGAGCUUUUGCAAUCGAAAGAAGUGAGGAACGCCGUUCUGAACGAACUCAACGCCACGGGAAAAGCGAGCGGAUUACAAACUAUCGAACUCAUCCGAAACCUCGUUCUAAUCACAGAGGUGGAAUCAUUGAAUAACACUAUGAAGAAGCAACAUUUUCUAAGGAGUUCACAGCGGAAAAUGGAUUGGUCACGCCCACUUUGAAGCACCGGCGUCAUCUUCUCAAACAGAAAUUCGCCGCAGAAAUCGAAGAAAUGUACAAAGAAAUCGCUGAGCUUUAA
Messenger RNA from Caenorhabditis auriculariae, 18163 nucleotides. The record is from the annotation of a GenBank genome assembly. NCBI's taxonomy places the organism in Eukaryota, Metazoa, Nematoda, Chromadorea, Rhabditida, Rhabditidae.